AUGGCAUCUGGCGCAAUAUUUGGUGGCGCUCUCACUCUCGCCGGCGUCGCUUCGCCUACCGUUAUCGUUGAUCAGUUCAAGUUGACCAACUUCCAUAUGCUGGUCUCGUUCAUGGCUGCAUCAGCUUGUUCAGCAAUCUGUGUUGCUUUAUCAAACGCUUACGGCUACGUCAAGCUUGGUCACCGCAAGGACAGCAGCUUCGGCUGGUUCGGCAUGUACGAUGGAAAUAUUGUAGGAGGGACUCUUCAAGGCAUUGGAAUGGCAUUAACGGGAUGCUGUCCUGGGACUGUGUUUGUGCAGAUGGCCGCUGGGAUCUCGACUGCUUACUGGGCGCUUGCGGGCGGCAUACUGGGAGCCGCUGUCUUCGUCAAAUGGAAGGAAACGGCCCAAAUUGUUGAUGCAAGGCCGGACACUCAGCAUACCUUAAUGCAAAAGACAGGCCUAUCGACUUCCAAAGUGGUCCUAGCCUACGAAAUGCUCCUCCUGGCGAUGAUUGUUGGCGCGCAAACGAUGGCACCUCAAAGACAGUACUGGCUCAACCCUGUUAUUGGCGGACUGCUGAUCGGAGUUGCCCAAGCUGCGUCUGUGGGACUGUCAAAGAAGACGUUGGGUGUCAGCAGUGCUUUUGAAGAAGCUGGGAAGUGGACAUGGGCCAUAACAAGCGGCAAGACGCGGCCUGGCUUCGCCAACAUCACUUUUGCUGGUGGUUUGAUUGUUGGUGCGGCCACCACCAUGCGUUAUGCUCCUGGCACCAAGGAAGCAGUGCUGUUGCCGUUACACGUGUCGGUCCCGAGUGCCGUGGCGGGCGGCUUCGCGAUGGUCUUUGGCGCUAGGUCAGCAGGCGGUUGCACAAGUGGACACGGAAUAAGUGGUAUGGCCACCAUGGCCUUCAGUUCAUUCAUCACGGUUGCUGCCAUGUUCGGAGCCGGGAUUGGCGCGGCUGCAAUACUGUGA
Messenger RNA from Cyphellophora attinorum, 954 nucleotides. RefSeq lists its product as uncharacterized. Bases 1 to 954 code for a protein of 317 amino acids. Lineage: Eukaryota; Fungi; Ascomycota; Eurotiomycetes; Chaetothyriales; Cyphellophoraceae. The record is from RefSeq and is a predicted model, not a curated record. Gene Ontology annotation, cellular component: plasma membrane. The transcript has a single exon.